AUGUCAUUAGAAGGAGGAAUACAUGUUGGAACCAAAACUGAUUACGAAUUCUAUACAGUUGAAGUUGGUGAUACAACAUUUCGCAUUUUACGUCGUUAUACAAAUCUUCGUCCUAUUGGAAGUGGUGCACAAGGUUUUGUUUGUGCUGCAUUUGAUUUAUUAACACAAACAAAUGUUGCGAUAAAAAAAUUAUCAAGACCAUUUCAAAAUGUAACACAUGCAAAACGAGCUUUUAGAGAAUUUUCAAUUCUUAAACUAGUUAAUCACAAAAAUAUUAUAUCAUUGUUAAAUGCAUUUACUCCAUCAACAAGACUUGAUGAAUUUAAUGAUGUUUAUAUUAUAAUGGAAUUAAUGGAUGCUAAUCUUUGUCAAGUUAUACAAAUGGAUUUAGAUCAUGAAAGAAUAUCAUAUUUACUUUAUCAAAUUUUAUGUGGAAUAAAACAUCUUCAUACUGCGGGAAUAAUUCAUCGAGAUUUAAAACCUUCGAAUAUUGUUGUUAAAUCUGAUUGUACAUUAAAAAUUCUUGAUUUUGGUUUAGCAAGAACAGCUGGAACAUCAUUUAUGAUGACUCCAUAUGUUGUUACAAGAUAUUAUCGAGCACCUGAAGUUAUUCUUGGAAUGGGUUACAAAGAAAAUGUUGAUAUUUGGUCUGUUGGAUGUAUUUUUGGUGAAAUGAUACGUGGUCAAGUGAUUUUUCCUGGAUCAGAUCAUAUUGAUCAAUGGAAUAAAAUUAUUGAACAAUUAGGAACACCACCAAGAGAAUUUCUCUCUCGUUUACAACCAACUGUUCGAAAUUAUGUCGAAAAUCGACCUAAAUACACUGGUUAUCCACUUGAACGAUUAUUUCCAGAUCAAUUAUUUCCACCUGAUUCUGAACAAAGUAAAUUAACAGCAUCAUUAGCUCGUGAUCUUCUUGGUCGAAUNUAG
This is a messenger RNA of Adineta ricciae, 927 nucleotides long. The record is from the annotation of a GenBank genome assembly. Lineage: Eukaryota; Metazoa; Rotifera; Eurotatoria; Adinetida; Adinetidae.